AUCAUCUGAGAUUAGAAAUGCAUUUGUCUAGUCAUGUGAUUUCGGGUGAGACAAAUGUCGGAUCAGAUUUUGUGGCCAAUUUAUGCAGAGAUUGAGGUAUUUGCAAAGGUUCUCAUACUUUUGCUUGGAACUGCGUUCCAUGUUCGCAUGCGGUUAGCAAUUUAGAAGCUAGCCGCUACUAUUGUAGCAUCCUUAUCGCGAGCUUUUUGCUGAGUUACGUCGUCUUUUGGAGACCUCCUUUGAUGCUAGAACAGUCACGUUAUUUAUGUCAUUUCAUAACGAAAUAGUAAGUUAGUUUUUGGUCGAAAUUUUGGAAAUGGCGCAAAAAGGGGUGCAUGCGGCUUCCGGGGGUCGAGGGGUGGUGUCAUGGUUUUAAGGGAGGGGCGCCUGGGUGCCUCAUCUUUGUGGUGUGCCGGUUUAAAUGUCCAGAGACCGACCACACGAAGGGAAGCAGCCAUGGUUUUAAUAAAUGACUGGACUCUGUCAGCCACUGAAGAAGAGGAAACAUCUAGAACGUUGCCUCCAACACACAAACUGCCAGACAAAGCCAAGCAAAAUAUGCUCGAAGACGAUAUUUGCGACUUGUGUGAUUCGGACUCUUCUGGUUACACAGACCAUUCAUCUGAUGUAAUUGACAUCACAGAAGAAGUGAUAAAGUUUCGGAUUGGGGAAUGUUUCCAGCCGGAAAGUCUUCCGACUACAAAUGACUCUCUAGCGGAGUUUGUAUACGUAUUGGACAGUGAAGAUGAGAAAGCCGAUGACGAACUUGACUUCAUAUCCUCUGACGUUGUGGCCUGUGGUAACGGUACAUGUGGGACAGAAUCAAACAACAAAGAAACAAAGGAGGAAGCCACCUGCAUAGAUGUGUUCCCAGCGCAGCAGACCACCCCGAAGCGUAAAUACAGGAGACGCAAAAAACUCUGCUGCAGGAAAGAAUCCACAACCGAGGUGGCAGGUUUGCAGGAGGAAGAGACAGAUGAGGGUGACAAAGGCAAAGGCGGGCGAAGGAGGUCAAAGGGAGGAAAUGUUCCGUGGGGUGCUCUACAGGAUGGCAACAACUCGCUCGAUGACACGCAGAAAAGGAAGACCAAAAAGGUCACGUUGACCAAUGGCGCAACCUACACUCAACCCGACCAGAUCCAUCGCGAGAAGACCAUUGAGAGGAUUGUGAAAAUGAAAUUGGACAUUGAAGGAUUCUGUUUGUGUUGCGGGAGUGACAACGUGGAUAUCUUCCACCCGCUCUUCGAAGGAGGUCUCUGCUUGCGGUGCAAAGACAACUUCACUGAGACCUUGUAUCAGUAUGACGAUGACGGAUAUCAGUCCUACUGCACUAUCUGCUGCUACGGCCUGGAGGUCAUCCUGUGCGGGAACGACGGCUGCUGCAGAUCCUACUGCAAUGACUGCCUCAAUAUUCUGGUGGGCCGCGGAACCUUUGACGCACUCAAGGAUCUGGACCCUUGGAUUUGCUACCUGUGUCAGGACCACCGAGCCCACCGUGCCCUCCUUCCCAGAGAGGACUGGAGCAUUCGCGUGCAGCAGUUUUUUGUCAACAACAGUGCUAUGGAGUUUGAGGCUCAUCGUGUUUACCCGUCCAUCCCCACUCACCUACGAAGACCCAUCAGAGUUCUCUCACUUUUUGAUGGCAUCGCAACAGGAUACCAGGUGUUGAAGGACCUCGGCUUUAAGAUCCACACGUACGUGGCCUCUGAGAUUUGUGAGGAUUCCAUCGCGGUCGGGGUCGUCAACCACGAUGGGAAGAUAAGUCACGUUGGUGACACCCGUGACAUCACCAAGGAAUUUGUGGGGAAGUGGGGUCCUUUUGACCUGCUGAUUGGUGGAAGCCCCUGUAAUGACCUCUCCAUUGUGAACCCCAUCCGAAAAGGACUUUACGAGGGUUCGGGCAGGCUCUUCUUUGAUUUCUACCGCAUCCUGCAGAUGCUCAAGCCCAAAGAAGAAGACCACCGGCCGUUCUUCUGGCUCUUUGAGAACGUCGUCUUCAUGAACAUACACGACAAAGUCAACAUCUGCCGCUUCCUUGAGUGCAACCCAGUUCUGGUGGACGCUGUCAAAGUGAGCCCUGCCCACAGAGCGCGUUACUUCUGGGGGAACAUUCCGGGAAUGAGCAGGCCCAUCACGGCCUCGCAGAGUGAUAAAUUGAGUCUGCAGGACUGUUUGGAGGUCGGCCGGCAAGCCAGGGUUACCAAAGUGAGAACCAUCACCACAAACCCAAACUCACUGAAACAGGGAAAAAACGUCUCGCUACUUCCAGUCUUUGAUCAAGGCAAAGAAGACAACCUCUGGAUCACCGAACUUGAAAAGAUCUUUGGUUUUCCUAAACAUUACACGGACGUGAGGAACAUGAAUCGACUGCAGAGGCAGAAGGUGCUGGGCAAGGCGUGGAGUGUUCCCGUCAUCCGGCACCUCUUCGCCCCGCUCAAGGACUACUUUGCCUGCGAGGAGCUCAGCCCGUCCAGCCCAGCCGCUGCAACAGCCUACGUCCCCCAACCAGUGAAGCACCUCAACUAGGGAGAGGGAACGAUGAUUCUUAUUAUUAUUGUUAUUCUUUUUAAGGGAACCAUGUUGGUUUAAUUCUCUUUAAAUGCAUCUUUAGUAUGAACUUACUCAUAGGUUUAAAACAGACCAUUGACUUAAGUCCACUGUUAACAGAUUUUGUAUGUUUUUAAAUGUUCUAACUCAGGGAAGAAGUAAUUUUUUAAUACAGAAAUAUAUAUAUUUAUAUACACAGGUACAAGGGAAAGUGUGAACCCUUGGGAAUGACCAGGAUUCCUGCAUAAAAAGUCAUAAUUUUUUUUUUUUUUUUAAGGUUUACUUAGCCAGGAAAACCCCAAUGACCUUAAAAAUCUCUUUUACAAGAGUAUCCUGGUCAGGACAGGCAACAAGCAGCACAGCUUUAAAAAAAAAAAUAAAAAAAAUCUCAUAAUGCAACUAUCAGCAUUCUUUAGCAAUGUCAUCCAUCCAUUUUAUGAACUGCUUAUCCUCACAAGGGUCGUGGGAGUGCCGGAGCCUAUCCCAGCUGUCAUCAGGUAGGAGGCGAGAUAAACUGAACUGGUUGCCAGUCAAUUGCUGGGCACUGACAAACUAGCAAUCAUUCACACUCACAAUCACACCGAGGGGUAAUUUAGAGUCUAUAAUGAAUGCAUGUUUUUGGGAUGUGGGAGGAAACCGGAGUGCCCGGAGAAAACCCAGGCAGGCACAGGGCGAACAUGCAAGCUCCAUACAGGCGGGGCUGGGAUUUGAACCCAGGUCCUCAGAACUGUGAGGCCAAUGCUCUAACCAGUGGUUCACUUUU
Molecule: messenger RNA, 3310 nt
Organism: Syngnathoides biaculeatus (alligator pipefish)
Lineage: Eukaryota; Metazoa; Chordata; Actinopteri; Syngnathiformes; Syngnathidae
Product: DNA (cytosine-5)-methyltransferase 3B-like
Exons: 17
Coding region: 367-2526 (719 amino acids)
Biological process (GO): negative regulation of transcription by RNA polymerase II
Cellular component (GO): nucleus
Molecular function (GO): DNA binding; DNA (cytosine-5-)-methyltransferase activity, acting on CpG substrates
Source: RefSeq, a predicted model, not a curated record